UGUUGCCAACGAACAUCGUACAAUUCGAUCGGUCGGAUAGUGUAUGGUCGCGUAGUGGAAAUUUCAACCAGAUAUAACUUCGUUGUUAUUGUAUAGAAAGUACGAACGAAGUCUAGUUGUGCGAUAAGAAGUUUUAGUGUGCAAGCAAAUGCGAAAAAAAUACAUUUAACGACUUCUUUGCAAAGUGCGAAUAAAUGCAAACGAUUGUUGGGUUUGUAUAGCGGUAAAUACGUGUGUGAUUACACCAAGUAGUGAAAACAAGCAUGUGCUGAAUAAACGAAUUCAUUGUUUGAGCUAAAUAAAGAGGAUUAAAUGUGUUGUUUGUGUUGAAGUUUUUGAAAAGCAAAUCAAGCCAAAUUUAAGUGAAAUUACACGCUGUACUGUGAAGUUCAAGACGUGUAUUAGAAAAAGUGAACAAAAAUAGUUAGAAAUUAAAAAAAAUCAAAGUAUUAAAUAAAUGAUUGAGCAAAGAUUGCUGGCUCCAUAUUCGUUUGUGGUGACGAAAUUGCGAAGUGUGCAAACGGGAAAAGUGCGUUCCGCUUAUGGAAAAACUAAAUUGGUUUUCUGUUCGCUUUGUAUUUGUGUAAAACAUAAAAUAAUAAAAAGCUGAGACCGAUAAGCACAAUAGCAAAAAAACGUAGCUACAAAAAUAUUUUAUCACAUUCGUCGGCAAACGUUAUUUCGUUUAUGGUUUUCCAAAUAAAUUGCUUUUGCAGUGGAAAACGGCAACAAAAGCGAUCAAAUAAAAACAAAGAAAACGUUGCCACAGCAAAAUUGUGGAAAACGCAUUCAUCGAACCGAGCGUUUGUUUGUUUUGCUUUUGGAUAUGACGCGCGAAAAGUGAACUGCGCGCGACGAACGACAACCGAAAUAAUUCGAUAACGGGGAGCGGUGCGGGAGAAACUUUGUACGUGGGUGUGUAUGAGUGGUGUGAACACAGGAAAAAUUAUAAAUAAAUAAAACUAAAAUACAACGUAAACGUGUAAAUCCGCAACAAUCUCGCGCUGUCAUUCACAAAAAGUGCGGAAUAUUAAAAACACUCGUCCCUUACCUCCCAAAUGAAAUGAAAUGAUUAAAUGUUUUCUACCUAAUUAAGAGUGACAUUUAUGCAACAUAUGUUCGUUGAAAACUAGAAAGAGCGAUGAUCUGCAUGAAAAAAUAAUAGAGAGUAAAAAAUUUAAGGCAAAAAGUGUUCAAAUUCGAAAUAUCAGUGCUCUUAAAAUUGUUGGAAACUAAAUUUUGUGUUUAAAAUUCAAUUCAAAGCAGUCAAGUUUUUGAGUCGCAACCAAAAGAAAAUAAUUUGUAAUGAAUUCGUUAUUGCAAAAGCAAAAAACAACAAAUAAUAAUAAAGUUAAUGGAAUAAUAUUGUAAUGCUGAAAUUGAAGGCGAAUAUAUGUAUAUUUAAAAGUAAAACGAAAAUUGUUAAAAUUAUACGUAAAUAAAAAUAAAGUGCGAUUAAAAAAUUUAAUUAAUUUAAACUGUGACGGAAAUUUCAUAUUGAUAGUAUAUACCAAACGCGAUUGCUGAAACCUAAAAGAUUCCGCUAAUUUUUCGUCGAAAUAAUUAAAUCUUUUGUUUGAAAUUUGGAUUAAGUUGAAAGCGUUUUAGCGUCUUCUGUGUACAUAUGAAGAAAGUGUAACUUUAGGUAACGGUGCAUUGGAAUAUUCAGCAUCUGGCGCCCAGCAGGCAUUUUGUUUCUCAACCAGCAACAACAAAAAUUUGGUAUCUUAUAAUUCUUGGAUCUUGAAUAUACACAACACAAAGUUAUACCGAGAAACCAUUCGACUUUCCAUCUUCAAUGGCCAUUUGCUGCCAUGUCCAGGGCUCGUGAGUUGGCCUUAUUUGAGAAAUGGACUGAUGCUGCUGCCGCAACUGCCACCAACACUUUCCCACCCCUCGCCUCACCCACCUCGCCGAAGGCAACGAAAUUUUGCUGUUGCCCGAAUCGACGCCGCUAUAACUUGAAACAACCAAAGGCGAAGUCCACCUUAGACGCUCGUAAUAUUUUCUUGGAUAAUGAUUUUACGUACAUCGAUGAUGUGGAUAGACAAGGCGAUAGCAACUACCACUUCAGCAUCAAAGGUAACAGCGGCCGAAACUACAGUAGUGUGCGGCGUUGCGAGGCGCAACACGGUAACACCAACAAUUGCGCGGACAGCGUAGCGUUAGUCAACCUUAAAGAAUUAGACGGGCAUCAGCGUGAAACUGACAAGUGGCUGCAACAACAGAGCAGAGAGGGGUCUGCUGCUACAAUAGUCAGUAAUAACUUUGCGGACGAUUACGAUGAUAUCAGUGAUGUUGUCGACAAUGCUGGAAAUCGUAGAUUGCGCCUAAUGAAUGCAGCUCCACAAUUAGCAACAACACAGCAACAACCCAAAAGGGUAGAGUUAGCAACGCAAUGCCACAAAGCGGAUCAUUUUCAACAAGUGCGACAUGACAAAAGCUUUCAUAAUAACAGCAGCGGCAACACAAGCGCCAACGAUAAGAGCACCAGUAACAAUAACAACAUCUGUGAUUGUGAAAACGACAAGAGCGAUGGUAAUAACGGUAGCAACGCGCUGAUUGCGGACAAUUGUCAACCGAAAGUCGCAGGCGGCAGCAGCACAACAACGGUAAUUGCAACAACAGGAAAAGUUGUUGGCAACAAUUGUGCGGGUGAAUGUAAAAGUAAUAAACGUGUUGUUUGUGAGCAACUACAAAAACAACAGCUGGCUAACGACGGGCUGGCCGACGACCACAAGAACGAUCAACAAAAAAUCCAAAGACUUAGCGAUAGUGAAUUUAAACAUAGCAAUAUUAAUUGUAAGGGACAGCAAACGCAACAAAAACAACACUGCACAAGUGUUAACAUUACAGGCGACAGCGGUGACUUUAGUGAGCUACAAGCGCGCGUUAAUUGCCAACUUGACUCAUCUACAACAACGACCGCGCCCGAUUCGAACCGAUCGACUGCACAGCAAAAACAAAGCCAAAACAAUAGUAUCAACUAUAACAACGAUAAAGCCAACAGCAGCGAAAGCGACAGCAAAAUUGAUUUGCAGAAUAAAAUGACAAUAACCACAACGAAUGCGGCGAGUCGCAAGCAUUCGCGCGUCGAGUGUGGGUUGAGAUCAACAGCAACAACCCUAGUCACAAACGCAUCGACAGCAACAACGAAGGACAGCGUCGCGACAGACAACUCUUCCACAACGACCACAACGCAAAUUACGCCCUGCAGUGUGAGAACAGCGCCGAACAUGACUGGAAACACUGCAACAACCGACAUGCCUACGUCCGCGUGCACGGCCGCGACGAACACGGUAACAACAACUCUAGCAGAAGUCGCUGCGAUGCAGUUUCGGAACACUGCUGCCUCGCCAACGCCAUCGUCGCGCCCAUCAACACCCUCCUUAACAACUGUGAUCAAAACAACGCUGGUGAAGCGAACGCCUUCGACGGAAUCGUCAAAAAGUCCAUCGCCAGUCACUACACCGACAACAAUAACAAAGUCUAUUGUCACCGCGACAGUGUCGGCACGAGCUUACAAGAGUGUGGGCAAUGUUCGAGCGGGAGGAGAAGUAGUUCAAGACAAUGCGCAGGAAACUGCGAUGGCUGCGAGACCGCGCACAUCCGUAAAACAACGCAUUGCUGCCUUUGCCGCUGGAAAUGAGCAACAAACGCGAAAUCAUGACAACUCCAUUAAGAUACAGCAGCAACAAGUUCAGAAUCACAAGCAAAUUCAGAGCAAUGGCAAACAAAACAUGACAAGAAAAAGUGAAGUACAGCCAGGUACAACUAACGGAGAGAGCAGCAAUACAAGUGCUCAUGUGAUGGGCGGGACGGAAAUUGCAACAGCGACAGAAAAUGCUCCUUCGAGAGCAGCCGCAACUCCUCAAUCAACAUCAGUCUAUACGGCUCACACAGCAGUAGCUUCGACGCCUGUGACAAGAAGCGCGGGCUCAAGUCUGGCAUGCAGCACCGGUUAUGCAACCAUGCCACGCCGUAGCGUCAACAACAGCUGUGCUGGCGGCGGCAAUAACGCGAAAUGCGGAAGUGGCUGUGCGGUCAACCACAAUGGCAAAGCGGCCAAGUCAGCUGAUAAAACGUCGAGUGACGCGACGGCGGACAACUGCCGCAAAUUGGCCGCCACUCUGGACAAUCUCGAUUUAGCAGUGGUGCGCGAUUUGACUGAUGACGACGGCGAGGACUCGUACACGGCCUUCCAGGAGUAUCUGGAGCGAGUAGAGCACGAAAUCAAUGAAGUAUUUGAGGAACGUCGCGCCAGACAACGCGAGCAGCAAAUGCAGCAGUGCAACCAAAGUAAAACAUACCCUAAUGAUGCUGUUGUUAUUAAUAACUACCAUAGCAGCGAUAACGGACUAUCCCAGUGUGAUGUAGUUGACGCGGCAUCAGAAGCGACUAACACUAACACUGCAGAAAUUGCAAGCCAGCAUGCGACAAGUGUGGACAAUGACAGCAAACUUUCAAUGACAUCCACAACGGGUUACACGCCUCGCUUUCGCACUACAACCGAACUCAAAGCUUUACCGCCGCCACCUCUCGUCCCCACCAACCAGUCUUCUGAAAACAACCAGGACGAAGAUAACUCUAGCUCUAGUGCCGCUGGCAGCAAUGAAGAUUACUCCACCAUAGUCACCACUCAGGAGGAUGUGAAUAUUUGGGCAAAUAAAUUUUUACGGGAUUUGGAUAAUUUGAUGUCAUCGACUCGUCCACUUUCUCUAAGCGCCUGUUCAUCGCCAACUUCGAAGACUUCACCUCAAUUACUAUCCGCAGCUGCCACGGCUGCCAUUCAGAGCCGUUAUGGGCGAUUUGCAGCUGAACGUGCCGAAAACUGGAUAUCCAACGGAUUAAUGCUAUUGCGACCAGAGAAACACACCACCAUUCCUUUGCAAUCGUUUAACCUUGAUUGUGCACGCCUCGAUAAUGGCAUAAACGCUGACAACAACACUGGAAGCCUUUGCACUGCAGGUAAGCCGAGUGUUGCCUAUAUGCGAACUUUAUCGGCACCGACAGAAUACCACCAAAAACAACCAGCGGCCCACAAUUGCGGCGCCGGCAAGCGCAACAGUUUAGCAACAUUUAAUGCCACAACUGAACAACACCAUCAGCAUUAUCAUAACUUGACAAAUUUACAAUACAGCAACGAGUCGAAGGCAACAAGUGCGGCAACAGAUACAAACCCGUCAAAAACAGCGACGAUAUUAAAAAUUGAAGAGACAACACCAGCAGCUGCGACUGCAUUGGCGACGACAAAUGGUCACCGUCGGCCAGCAAUGGCAAUGACAACAUUAAACGACUGUGACGCCGCCACCGCCCAAGAAAACGAUGAGGAAUCACUUAAAAAUAGACGACAACGUCAAUUGGAAAACGAUAUGGAAACAAUGCUCGGCAGCAACGUCGCUACAACUCAUUGGACGCAGAAGGAAAGCUCGAGUCAGAGCCAAAGCCACCAUCCGCUAGCGCAGCAGCUGUGCAAUGGUGAUAAAGGCAGCAACAGUGGUUUUAACAGUAGCGGUAGCUUGGCGGCAAUGCUGGCAAUACCAAAACGGGAGCGCAUUAAUCAUGCGACAAUGACAACACCAACAUCAGCAAUAGCUACGGCAAAGCUAGGCAACACUAUGCUCUUACCGUCUACAUUAUUGACCUCAUCAGCAUCAAAGAGUAAUGGCGGUGGCACCACGUCCUCUUUGUUGUUAAACGGCGGCGAUGUGACCAAAAAAGGAUCCACUUCAACGAUCUGGACGUCUGAGGAGUCAAUAUUGCGAAGUGUUGGCGCCGUCGAUGAAGACAAUAAUUCCACUUCAUCCUCGGCAUGUGAAGAAGCCUGUGGCGUGCUAAGCUCCGGGAAAUCGGGCAUAUCGCUCGACUCCUCCAGUCUAGAUAAUGACAAUAAUGAAAGUGGUAUUGGCACGGCGACACCACCAAAAGAAAUCUGCUACUGGAAGACUCAACAAAACGACAACGAAUCGAUUAGUAGCUUAGAUGCGCUACGGAAAAUGAAAUUCCAGAAAAGUGGUUCAGUAGUUUCCUCCGAUGAUCCAGACCUCUUAGAAGUUCUCAGCCUAUGCGAUGAACCUCAUGGUGGUGAUGAAGAUAUUACCAUCAAUGGCGGCGAUGAGUCACACGAUGAUAUUGACGAUCAGCGUCAGCAGCAUAAACCACCAACAGCUACCACACCAGCAGACAAGCUAAAACACAAGGUUCAACAUUUGCAACAACUACAACAUCAAAUUCUGCACGCCACACGCCAACGUCAUCGUCAACAUCAACGCACACGACAAGAAGACAACGAUAACGUUGAGAGUAAUAAUACGCUAGAAACGGCUGAAGCCAUAGAUGACGGCGGUAUAGGUGUAUCCGAUGUAACGUAUGAAUACGAUGAGGGCCACGAUGAUUUUGAAAUUGGUCCAUAUUGCGACUGCGAAUGUAACGAUGGCGAUGCGAGCAGCGCCAGUGGCAGUGGCGGUGGUGGCAGUCGUAACGGAUCCGCAUCAGCUAACGAAACGGCUAGUGGCAACAACGUAGUAUUACGUCGCAAACUCAGUGCUGGGACUACACCAAUUAUGAUGCCUUAUGGCGGUAGAGGUGGUGGUGGUGGCCGAGCACAGAAAUGUCGCAGCCACUCAUUGGAUACCUCUUCGCUACCAGCGGUCUACUAUCAGUACUCACCACUGCAACAUCAACAUCCGCAGCAGCAUCAUCCAUUGACGCGUAAGAUACAUCAACAUUUGCAUGGACGUGGCAGAGAACGUGGUCAGCUGUCGCUGGCUCUACGUCAGGAACCGUUUCAGUCUUUGCUAUCGCCGACACUCUUUGCAGAAUUGCCUUCGCCGAGUAGCGCUUCUCUGCACAGCGGACAUGAAAGUCUAGGCAUACAAGAGCUGACCACCAAGUCGAACUCGGCGCCAUUGCUGCUGAAAAAAGAGAAGACGCGACGUGAUGAUUUUUCCGGGCAGAAGUUGGCGCUGCGCUACUCACGAUCGCAAAGUGAUCGCUACUUAGCAGAGAUCGAGGCCGUUGAAGCGUGUAAAUGGCUGCGUGCUGCCGGCUUCCCGCAAUAUGCCCAAAUGUAUGAAGAUCACCAGUUCCCCCUCGACCUGACUAACGUGGCCAAGGAUCACACCAACCUAGAGAAUGAUCAACUCCAAUCACUCUACCGACGUCUUUGUAUAUUGAAUCGCUGCGCCAACAUGCGCCUCGACCAAGCACACAAGGCGCAAACGCCGCAGGUUUGUCAACUUCCCCUCUCUAAAUUACCCCUUAAAGUACAACAAAUCAUCAACUCAAUCACGUACGAUUCAUCCCAGCAGAAGGAGGACUCCGAUGAUGAGAAUUGUGCGCUUAGCGAAAAUUGGACAUUCCAGCCACAUAUACGUCGUUGGUCGCGCAUUGGUGAAAUGGGUCUUGAGCUGCCACCCGCCGGUAAGUUGAAUAUCGAGAAGACAGAAAGUUCAUCUAAGGAGUCCAGUCCGGAUCGCUUUGAAGAUGACAGUUACGACAUGCCUGGCGGUGGUGGCCUUUCGCUUACUCUACCUGGUAAUUCCACAGACUCCAUUCUCAAUGAAUCGACCGAUUCAGCAGCGGUGCGUUUGCGUCGCACUGGUAGUGAACGUUUUAAGGAUGGUGCCAAAGCAUUCCUGCGACGCGUAGAGUCUAUAAAAUCUCGGCGACGAAAGCGUCAAAAUCGUGAGGGUAUUGUUAUCAGUGGGCCACAAGCAUUGGAUUUGUCACAACUCGGCCAGCGCAGUAGCAUACGUAAACCGGAUGCGGUAUAUUCCACACCACCUUCACCAUCAGCGGUCAGUCCAAUGCAUACAUUCCCGAAGGGUCCGAUGUUUGGAAAUGAACUGAAGGUACCAUCACAAAGUGAAACUUUCCUCAGUCCGAAUCGGGCGAGUCCCAAACGUACACCGACCACACCGCGUUCGAUGCGUGCCAGCCCACUACAUUUUUUCUCGAAUCCGAUGCCACAUUUGAAGGAGGGCAAGUCAGAUGAUUCUUCUUCAUACUACAGCGAUAGCCAAGAGUCGUCCGCAGGUGGUAAAUUAUCCCUGCGUAAGACUCCAUCAAAAACACGCAGAUUUUUGCAACGCACAGGUAAAGUAGAUGAUAUAGGCGCACAUUCAGACUCCGAAUGUCAUCACGGUAGAAAAUUACUGAUAAAGGACGCCAAUUCCAACACCACUGAGAUAAAAGUCAAGAAACUGACUCGCGGUGGCUCACUUAAUUUAGGUAAGGACCCUAAGAAACGAGAGGGUUUCCGGUCGGCGAGCUUCCGUUCGCGUUCCACUUCACGUAAAGAAACAAAACCUGAAGAAACCGAAAAUAUUAAACGUACCCCGGUUGUGCGAUGGCAUAGUUUUCAGAUGGAGGAGCGUCCAAACAUGAUCUUUCGGAAAUGUUUCUCGCAAAAGAUCGAUCCUAACAUGAACAAUCAUGGCAUUCCAUUUAUGGCCAUGUCAGCAGGCCAGCUUCACAUUCUACGCAAGCUUGCCUUGGUCAUACUCACCGGGUAUAUGGAGCGCUACUGCCCCACACAUCGCUCAGGUUGGAAUUGGGAGCUCCCCAAGUUUAUUAAGAAAAUCAAAAUGCCCGACUACAAAGACAAGAAAGUGUUCGGAGUACCACUGUUAUUGAUAUUGCAACGUACCGGGCAGACGUUGCCGAUUGCGAUACGAGCAGCCUUCCGUUGGCUGCAGGUACGCGCUCUCGAUCAGAUCGGCCUGUUCCGCAAGAGUGGUGUCAAGUCCCGCAUCAUCAAGCUAAAGUCAGAAGUGGAACAACUCGAUUCAACGUCGCUUUGUAUGGAAGUGUAUGACACACAACAAGCUUACGAUGUAGCCGAUAUGUUGAAGCAGUAUUUCCGCGAUCUACCCGAAUCGUUGCUCACCACCAAGAUGUCCGAAACCUUCGCAGCGAUUUUCCAACAUCUUCCCAAGGACGUGCGUUUAGAAGCAGUACAGUGCGCGGUACUUCUACUACCGGAUGAAAAUCGCGAAAUACUUUACGCUUUGUUGGAGUUCUUGACACUAGUGGCAGCCAAUGCGGAUCAAAAUCAAAUGACUGCAAAUAAUUUGGCGGUUUGCCUGGCGCCAUCGCUCUUCCAUAGCACUAUUUCGACUGGUGUAGCUUCGGUUUCAGCCUCACCCAGGAGGCGCAAGGGUGCCGGUGUGCCUGACGAUAAGGAACUACAAGAGGCAAAAGCUUCCCAUGAAUGCCUGUCCUUUAUGAUUGAAAACUACAAACAAAUCUUCACUGCGAGCAAAGAUAAGAUAAGCAAAUGCAAUUUCGGCUAUAUGGAAGAGUCGAAACCAGUACCUCUGGAGGCACUAGGCGAGGGCAUGCAGUUCCAUAAUUGGCGAGGAUAUCUAUAUGAAUGUACCAAGGCCACAAUCAAGGAGGGUAGAGAAAAAACUCGUGGCUGGUUCACGAUCUCUUCACAAAAUGACAGCAAUGUGGACAUUGCCUACAAGAAAGUGGGCGACGGCCACCCUUUGCGUUUGUGGCGCUGUACCACUGAAGUCGAGGGCCCGCCUACAGAGGUCUUGGACUACAUCAUCAAGCAACGCGCCUCAUGGGAUUCGAACUUGCUGGAGAGUCAAACUGUUAAGAAACUGGACGCCUCGACGGAAAUAUUCCAAUAUGCCAUAGACGGGCAGUUCACCACCGACUUCUGCGUGCUACGCUCUUGGCAAACAACUGAUCUGCCGCGCGGCGCCUGUGUUAUUGUGGAAACCUCCAUCGAUCAUGCAAAGGCAAAACCGAUGUUCGGUGCCAUUAGAGGUGUUGUCCUGGCUUCGCGCUAUUUGAUAGAGCCCUGCGGCAGUGGACGAUCACGCGUAAUGCAUUUGACGCGGGUGGAUGUUAAGGGCCGGACUCCCGAGUGGUACAACAAGAGUUACGGACACAUUUGCUCACUGUAUUUAUCAAAAAUCCGCUUGGCGUUCAAGCAUGUCGCUGACGGUCCUGAGAGCAAAGUGUAAUAUAAUAUAUAUACAGUAUCGUGAGAUUAACGUCGGAAAUCCAAAAUAUAAACCACACAAAUUUCGAAACACGAAAAUUCGAUAAACAACUUAAAGACAUCACAUAACUAAAGAAAUCCUGAGAACUGAUUUAAGGAAAAAUUAUCUUGCAUUACUUGCAUUAAUUAAAGGCAUUUACUUUUUACUCAAAGCAAAAAUAUUAAACAAAAAAAUAUGUUAAAAAUUAAAGCAAACACUACCCAAAUACGAUAAGAGUUCGAAAGUGCCCAAACUGAAGUUACAAAAUAUUUUUUAAAAGGUUCAACAAGGUUUACAAGAAUAUUACAUAAGCGUAAAUGACUCAUUUAAAUGAUAUUUCUUAAACAAAACAAAAACAAAGCGUUCAAAAAGUAACGCACUUUAAACUAAUACCCAGGAAGAAUUACAUAUGUAAGAAUCGCUUAGAAGUGCGCGCUUGUAUUUUGAGUCCCUGCAAUUAACGGGAAUGGAAUUGUGUAAAAAAAAUUGGCAUUUAUCACGGAUAGCGCUCAAAUUCCUUCAUUACCUCUAUUAAAAUACUGGCUAAUUCGCCUAAGGAAAAGGAGGAUAUCAAGCCGUUCUCAAUUUUACUUAAAUACUUUAUAUAUUAUGGAAAAUUUUUAUAUUUUUCCAAAUUGACAGAAUGCAAUAUUUUUUCGUAGCCUUAAAAAUUACGGAAGUAAAAAUUAAAUCUAAAUGUAAAAACAUUGUAAAUAGUAAAGAAUUAGUUUAAGAGCCAUGCGGCAUUUUUUAGACACUAAGAUUACUAGUUUAUUUGUAACAUAUUAAAAUAAAAAAAAAUUAAAACGUAAACCACUGCAAGGAGUUAGUGGAAAGUGGUGGUGUAUGUUAGCCCUCUAACACAAGAUAAUACUCAAAACUGAAGCAUCACAAAAGUUUUUUUUUACCGAAAAUACCAUUGCCUUUAAAAAGAUGAAAGAAACUAACUUUAAUUAUACAUGAAGUUUCACGUAUAUUUCCGAACUUCGUGCACUUAAAUAUACAAACAUACAAUAAAUUAACAAAAUCGUAAAACUCUAUGUUGACGUAUUAACGUAGAAAUCAGCGACAAUUAAUUCAUUUGGAAGAUGAAUGAAAAUAACGACACUUUCGAUCCGAGACUACUACUGGCAAUGGAACAGAGAGAAAAUUAUCAACUAAAUGGAAAAGUAAUUUAUAUGGAAAAUAAUUCAACUAGUCAAAUUGUUAAAUUUAAGCCUAACCGUAUACUGUGUAUGGAA
Molecule: messenger RNA, 11242 nt
Organism: Bactrocera latifrons
Lineage: Eukaryota; Metazoa; Arthropoda; Insecta; Diptera; Tephritidae
Gene: cv-c
Exons: 17
Coding region: 1815-9983 (2722 amino acids)
Biological process (GO): signal transduction; actin cytoskeleton organization; regulation of Rho protein signal transduction
Molecular function (GO): lipid binding; GTPase activator activity
Source: RefSeq, a predicted model, not a curated record